This is a messenger RNA of Saccharomyces mikatae IFO 1815, 1254 nucleotides long. RefSeq names its product acetyl-CoA C-acyltransferase (gene POT1). NCBI's taxonomy places the organism in Eukaryota, Fungi, Ascomycota, Saccharomycetes, Saccharomycetales, Saccharomycetaceae. Gene Ontology annotation, biological process: fatty acid beta-oxidation; phenylacetate catabolic process. The transcript has a single exon. Gene Ontology annotation, cellular component: peroxisome. Bases 1 to 1254 code for a protein of 417 amino acids. The record is from RefSeq and is a predicted model, not a curated record. Gene Ontology annotation, molecular function: acetyl-CoA C-acyltransferase activity.
AUGUCGCAAAGAUUACAAAGUAUCAAGGAUCAUUUGGUGGAAAGCGCAAUGGGGAAGGGCGAAGCGAAGAAGAAGAACUCGUUAUUAGAGAAAAAACCGGAAGACGUGGUGAUUGUGGCUGCUAACAGGUCUGCCAUUGCUAAAGGUUUCAAAGGUAGUUUUAAGGAUGUAAAUACUGACUACAUGCUGUACAAUUUCCUCAGUGAGUUCAUUGGAAGGUUCCCGGACCCUUUAAGGACGGAUUUGAAGUUGAUUGAAGAAGUUGCUUGUGGUAACGUUCUUAAUGUUGGCGCUGGCGCUACGGAACACAGAGCAGCAUGCUUGGCAAGCGGGAUUCCAUACUCGACACCUUUUGUCGCUUUGAACAGACAGUGUUCCUCAGGUUUAACGGCGGUAAACGAUAUUGCUAACAAGAUCAAAGUUGGACAAAUCGAUAUUGGAUUGGCGCUGGGUGUGGAGUCAAUGACCAAUAACUACAAAAACGUCAAUCCCCUGGGUAUCAUCUCCUCCGAUGAGUUGCAGAAGAACCGUGAAGCGAAGAAAUGUCUAAUUCCAAUGGGUAUUACAAACGAAAAUGUUGCUGCCAAUUUUAAAAUCACGAGAAAUGAUCAAGAUGAGUUUGCUGCCAAUUCUUAUCAAAAAGCUUACAAGGCGAAGAAUGAGGGGCUUUUUGAAGAUGAAAUCCUGCCUAUAACACUACCAGACGGCUCGAUUUGUCAGUCGGAUGAAGGGCCACGCCCCAACGUUACUGCCAAAUCGCUUUCAAGUAUCAAGCCUGCUUUUCUCAAAGAUAGAGGUACUACUACUGCGGGUAAUGCAUCUCAGGUCUCUGAUGGUGUAGCCGGUGUCCUGUUAGCUCGUAGGUCUGUGGCCAACCAGCUGAAUUUACCUGUGUUAGGUCGCUACGUCGACUUUCAAACGGUUGGGGUUCCUCCUGAAAUAAUGGGAGUGGGUCCAGCGUAUGCCAUACCAAAAGUUUUAGAAUCCAUCGGCUUACAAAUUCAAGACAUCGAUGUUUUUGAAAUCAACGAAGCAUUUGCAGCCCAAGCAUUAUACUGCAUCCACAAACUAGGAAUUGAUGUGGAUAAGGUGAAUCCAAGGGGCGGAGCAAUUGCUUUGGGUCAUCCAUUGGGUUGUACUGGCGCAAGACAAGUGGCCACUAUAUUAAGGGAGCUGCAAAAGGAUCAGAUCGGGGUUGUUAGUAUGUGCAUAGGUACUGGUAUGGGUGCGGCCGCUGUCUUCAUUAAGGAGUAG